Messenger RNA from Cyprinus carpio (common carp), 2326 nucleotides. Its product is annotated as endoplasmic reticulum-Golgi intermediate compartment protein 2. NCBI's taxonomy places the organism in Eukaryota, Metazoa, Chordata, Actinopteri, Cypriniformes, Cyprinidae. Gene Ontology annotation, biological process: endoplasmic reticulum to Golgi vesicle-mediated transport; retrograde vesicle-mediated transport, Golgi to endoplasmic reticulum. The record is from RefSeq and is a predicted model, not a curated record. Gene Ontology annotation, cellular component: endoplasmic reticulum; COPII-coated ER to Golgi transport vesicle; membrane.
UCCGGACCGGAAGCGUGCGACUACACACAUCAGCUUACCUCUCUUCCGAGUCCUCUACAUUUCUGUCCGUUAUUUCAUUUCAUUUCAUUAAACGUCUGUUGUAAAAGGAGAUUAUACGUUUGAAAACCGCAGAAACUACAAUGUGCAGGUAGAAAACGAACUUAAAUUCAUGAGCAAGAUAACAGCCAGCUGCUGCGACGAUGAGGAGGCUGAACAAAAAGAAAGCCCUGAACUUUGUGAAGGAGUUGGAUGCGUUCCCCAAGGUUCCUGAGAGUUAUGUGGAGACAACAGCCAGUGGAGGAACCGUGUCUGUGUUGGCCUUCACAGCCAUGGCACUCUUGGCCUUCUUUGAGUUCUUUGUGUAUCGAGACACAUGGAUGAAGUACGAGUAUGAAGUGGAUAAGGACUUUACUAGCAAACUACGAAUUAAUAUUGAUAUCACAGUUGCCAUGAGAUGCCAAUUUGUUGGAGCAGAUGUGUUGGAUCUAGCCGAGACGAUGGUGGCCUCUGAUGGCCUGCAGUAUGAACCUGUUGUUUUUGAACUUUCUCCUCAGCAGAGGCUCUGGCACAGGACACUUUUGCUCAUUCAGAACCGUCUGCGCGAGGAACAUUCACUCCAGGAUGUUUUGUUUAAGAACGUCAUGAAAGGUGCCCCCACUGCUCUCCCACCCAGGGAAGAUGAUCCCACUCAGCCUCUAAACGCAUGCCGGAUACACGGAUACCUUUAUGUCAAUAAAGUAGCAGGAAAUUUCCACAUCACUGUUGGCAAGGCCAUCCCACACCCUCGAGGUCAUGCCCAUCUAGCAGCGCUGGUCAGCCAUGAGACAUACAACUUCUCCCAUCGGAUAGACCAUCUGUCUUUUGGAGAGGAAAUACCUGGCAUAUUAAAUCCACUGGAUGGCACAGAAAAAGUGUCCGCAGAUCAUAAUCAAAUGUUCCAGUACUUCAUUACCAUUGUGCCCACAAAACUGCAGACGUACAAGGUGUCAGCGGACACACACCAGUAUUCAGUCACCGAGCGGGAGCGAGUGAUAAACCACGCAGCGGGGAGUCAUGGGGUUUCUGGGAUCUUUAUGAAAUAUGAUAUCAGCUCGCUGAUGGUGAAGGUGACUGAGCAGCACAUGCCCUUGUGGCAGUUCCUGGUGCGGCUCUGUGGCAUCAUAGGAGGCAUUUUCUCAACAACUGGCAUGUUGCACAGUCUGGUUGGCUUCUGCAUAGACGUGAUCUGCUGUCGUUUUAAACUGGGGGUCUAUAAGCCCAAGAGUAUGAGUGUUUUUGAUGGCCAUGUGAACAGCCUGACGCCUCUUCUUUCUGAGAAUGCUGAACACUAGCUGGGCUCUCCUCCUUACCACAUUUAAAGCUCAUCUCACUCACUUUCAAUCUGAAUCACAACUGUACGUUUCAGGAUUCUGUUAAUACAUGACAUUGAGAUUGGUUGUCAUUUGUGGUACUGUAAAGAUUUGUAAGCACUGACACAAUAACUGCUACACAGGCAGAAAUUCAUAAAUGAGUAGAUUAUAUCUCAACAGAAGAUCUUGUUUGGUGCAAAAAUGCGAAUUUAAAUUAGUGGGCAGCUUUUGAAAAAUGUUAGAAAAAGUGUAUUAUUAUUAUUAUUGCACUCAUAAAGACAUCUUUUAUUUUUCUAAAAGCAGGUAUUUUAAUUAAAACUUGAUUGUCUUUAAUUGGAUAAAUACUCCCUUUUAAAAAGCACAGGUCUAAAUCUGAAUAUCAGACAAUUUCGUUUUAGUUAAAGUGACUUUAAUACAACUUUAAAAGAUGUGGGAGCAUCAGGAACCUUUCAGACACGACCCGUCACGUCAGUAUUAGGAUCUAGUUGGGAUUUUUGGUGUGAUUAUCCCCAACCAGUGCCAAGAUCUCCACCUCAGGAUGGACUGAUUGUUUAGCAUCCAUGCGCAUUUUAAGAGAUCAUGUUUUAUAUUAUUGAUGAAUAACACCUGAGGGUCCAUUAAUGCAGUCAAGAUUGUAUUUGGUUGAAUGGCUGAAUUAUAAGGGAACUAGUGUGAAAUAAUUUGUUUAAAGCAUAUUGAACAUUCUUACUUUUGCAUGAUUAUGGAUCACACUGCUGAUGUAUAUUUUCUUGUGCCAAAGCCUUUUCUAGUUCUAAAAUAAAGCAAAUAAGCUCCCUGUAAUGGUUAAAUUGGAAGAAUUUUUUUUUUUUUUUUUGUUAAAGUCGAGAAAAUUAGACUCACAUCCUGUUGGUCUAUUUUGCUUAAUUUAUGAUUUUUAACAAAGCUCUCCAGGUUCUGGAUGUUUUAUUUGCCUGUUAUUCAGUGUGUCCAAAUAAAGAGUUUUGAAUGCACCUGCA